AUGGCGACAAUUCAAGCACCUGCCGGUUGCUGUGAUCUUCUUCUUCUCCAAAAACCCUUCAAUUCUUCCUCUAUACGCAACUGCAAUAUAAGUUCAUCCUUCUCUCUAACCUCCAUUAACACCACCCCUCUUUCUCUCAAUAACCCUCGCAAACUCCGAACAACCUCUUGUUCACUUCUCGAAGACGGUGUACCAGGUUUACUGCCACUCAAUGCUGUAAAAACAGUUGAUAAUAUUAACCGUGGCUGUUCUGCAGUUCAAGCUCUUGAAGUUGAUCCUGUGUUGGCUGUCAAGAAGAAGGCGAUGGAGGUAUCACCUGGGUUGAAAGGAACUUCCAUAUAUCUUGUCGGUAUAAACAGCACUAUGAAAACAAGAUUAGGGAAGCUUCUGGCAGAUUCACUUCGGUAUUACUUUUUUGACAGUGAUAAUUUGGUUGUGGAAGCUGCUGGUGGUGAAGCUGCAGCAAAACAAUUUCUAAAUACAGAUAAAGCUGGAUUCCGUGAUUCAGAGGUGAUUUUUCAUUGUCUUGCAGUUUAG
Molecule: messenger RNA, 537 nt
Organism: Helianthus annuus (common sunflower)
Lineage: Eukaryota; Viridiplantae; Streptophyta; Magnoliopsida; Asterales; Asteraceae
Product: probable inactive shikimate kinase like 1, chloroplastic
Exons: 6
Coding region: 1-537 (178 amino acids)
Cellular component (GO): chloroplast
Source: RefSeq, a predicted model, not a curated record